Molecule: messenger RNA, 561 nt
Organism: Trifolium pratense (red clover)
Lineage: Eukaryota; Viridiplantae; Streptophyta; Magnoliopsida; Fabales; Fabaceae
Product: proline-rich protein 2-like
Exons: 1
Coding region: 1-561 (186 amino acids)
Biological process (GO): floral organ abscission
Source: RefSeq, a predicted model, not a curated record
AUGUUGCCAAAAGGGCCAGUUCCGCCAUCGGGACCUAGCGGAGGAAUUUCUGCCUCUCCACCUCCACUACAUCAUCCAAAAAAUUUAUAUUUUGGAAUGCUGCCAAAAGGGCCAGUUCCGCCAUCAAGACCUAGCGGAGGAAUUUCUGCCUCUCCACCUCCACUACAUCAUCCAACAAACUUGAAUUUUGGAAUGCUGCCAAAAGGGCCAGUUCCGCCAUCAAGACCUAGCGGAGGAAUUUCUGCCUCUCCACCUCCACUACAUCAUCCAACAAACUUGAAUUUUGGAAUGCUGCCAAAAGGGCCAGUUCCGCCAUCAAGACCCAGCGGAGGAAUUUCUGCCUCUCCACCUCCACUACAUCAUCCAACAAACUUGAAUUUUGGAAUGCUGCCAAAAGGGUCAGUUCCGCCAUCAGGACCUAGCGGAGGAAUUUCUGCCUCUCCACCUCCACUAUAUCAUCCAACAAAUUUAUAUUUUGGAAUGCUGCCAAAAGGCCCUGUUCCACCAUCAGCACCGAGCAAAGGCUCUUCUGAUUCUCCUGCUCCACCAAGUCGUGUUUAA